AAGCAACUAGUGGUGCCUUGCAUCCGUACAAGAGGCAGCAUCAAUUGUCAAUGUUCCUUUCCUCCCUUUGUACAACACCCCUUUCCCUCCUACAGACCACCCAAAGCCCUAUAAAUAACCGGAGCGCUCUCUUCCUCCCUCAGACUUCUCUCUCUCUUCAGCGAGGAAGCCUGCCGAGAGGGCGAGCGAGAAGGCAAGGGAGCGAGGAAGAGGGAACAGGGCAGAGAUGGCCAGCGAAUUCAAGAAGAAGAAGUUCUGGAGGGCGGUGGUGGCCGAGUUCUUCGCCAUGAGCCUCUUCAUCUUCAUCAGCAUCGGCGCGGCGCUGGGCUUCAACUUCCCCCUCGCCGGCGCCAACGAGACCAUGACGCGGGUCCAAGACAACGUGAAAGUCUCCCUGGCUUUCGGGAUCUCUAUCGCCACCAUGGCCCAGAGCGUGGGGCACAUCAGCGGCGCUCACCUGAACCCGGCCGUGACCCUGGGCCUCCUGCUCAGCUGCCAGAUCAGCAUCUUGAGGGCCGUCAUGUACAUUAUCGCCCAGUGCUUGGGGGCAGUGGUGGCCACAGCUAUCCUUUCCGGGAUCACGUCCGGGCUGUCAAACAACUCGUUGGGGCUCAAUGCGCUGUCAGAUGGAAUCAAUCCAGGACAAGGCCUCGGCAUCGAGAUCAUUGCUACCUUGCAGUUGGUGCUCUGUGUGCUUGCCACGACAGAUAGGAGGAGGACCGACGUCUCUGGAUCGGCACCCUUGGCCAUUGGCCUCUCAGUGGCCCUGGGGCACCUUCUUGCUAUUGACUAUACUGGUUGUGGAAUCAACCCUGCAAGAUCUUUCGGGUCCGCUUUGAUUACCACUAACUUCACCAAUCACUGGAUCUUCUGGGUUGGCCCGCUGAUUGGAGGGGCCAGUGCUGCCCUCAUCUAUGACUUCAUCCUGGCUCCUAGGAGCAGCGACGUAACCGAUCGCAUGAAGGUCUGGACCAGUGGCCAUGUGGAGGAAUACGAUCUCGACGCCGAUGACUCCAGGGUGGAGAUGAAACCAAAGUAGAGGCGUACCGAGACAAGAAGGAGAAGAAGAAGACAAACAAAACCAAUCUCUGAAGAUUUUUAUCAGUAUUAUAGACUCUUUGUAAAGCAACAAGCAAUUCUUCCCAAAAAUUUUAUAAGUCA
Lacerta agilis (Sand lizard) is the source of this 1161-nucleotide messenger RNA. It is a transcript of the gene AQP1, whose product is annotated as aquaporin 1 (Colton blood group). The transcript has 4 exons. Gene Ontology annotation, biological process: carbon dioxide transmembrane transport; hyperosmotic response; renal water transport. Gene Ontology annotation, molecular function: ammonium channel activity; carbon dioxide transmembrane transporter activity; water channel activity. The record is from RefSeq and is a predicted model, not a curated record. Lineage: Eukaryota; Metazoa; Chordata; Lepidosauria; Squamata; Lacertidae. The coding region runs from base 227 to 1039 and encodes 270 amino acids. Gene Ontology annotation, cellular component: membrane.